UAACGUAGAAACAUUGAAACUGAUUGAGAAUUUGAGAGAGCUAGAAAGAUAAGUUUAGAGUUUAGAGAGAAAGACUGAAAGAGAGAGAUGGUGAACAUAGUAAGUUGCUACAUGUCCAUGCUACACAAAAUUAUGAAGUUAGCAGGGAUGCACCCUAAGGAAGUAGAGAUCGAGCCCGGAACAGUCAUUCAUUUCUGGGUUAAUAAUAAUAAUGACAACGACGACGACGACAACAACGCGAAGAAGAAGUCGAGGCGGCGGCCGGCUCUAGUUCUAAUCCAUGGUUUUGCAGGUGAUGGUAUACUAACAUGGCAGUUCCAAGUUUUAGCCCUAAGGAAAAAAUAUUCCCUUUAUAUCCCUGACCUUCUCUUCUUUGGUGGGUCCCACACAACAAGCAAAGCCAAGAUAACUCCACGAUUUCAUGCAGAUUGUUUUGCAAAAGGGCUAAGGAAAUUGGGUGUUGAGGAGAAGUGUGUGGUGGUUGGGUUUAGUUAUGGUGGGUUUGUAGGGUUUCAAAUGGCUGAACACCACCCGGAAUUGGUGGAUUCAAUGGUGGUUACCGGGUCGGUUUUGGCCUUGUCUGAGUCCAUUAGUAGCAAGUCUUUGGAGAGGAUAGGGUUUUCUUCUUGGCCGGAUUAUUUGAUGCCUAAUUCCGUUGAAGGUGUCAAAGUUCUUCUUGAUAUUGGUUCUUAUAGCUUUCCUUGGAUGCCUAAAGUCUUCUAUAAACACUACCUAGAGGUCAUGUUUGGCAAUAGGAAGGAGAGAGUUGAAUUAUUAGAGGCUCUCGUGGUUAAAGAUGAAGACGUCACCAACCAUCAAUUUAAACAGAGGAUACACCUACUAUGGGGUAAUGAAGACGAAAUAUUCAAUCUAGAGGAAGCUAACAACCUAAAAGGAAAAUUGGGAGGGAAGACUGAGUUGCGAGUUGUAAAGAAGGCAGGUCAUCUAGCUCCAUUGGAAAGGCCGUGCGCCUUCACCAAAUGCCUCGUCAAAAUGCUAGACUCUCUGGCAAUUGACAACAAACACGCUUCUGGCUAGCUUGCUACGGACUAUAAUUAGUUUGCUUUGUGAACUUUGUUAUCUAAACUUUCUGUGCAUGUCCAAGUAUAUAGAACCAAUUCUUGUUAUUCCAAUUUCCAAAUAAUAAGUUGUACAAUACAUGUUUGCUCAUGAUCUCAUUUUAGGGUAGCAACUAGCAACAGGUUUAACGUGGCCCACGUGGAUUAUUUUUAUGUAGACCAGAUUCAUUUAACAAUUUGUGCUUAUUCAAGAGUUGCGAUGACAUAAA
Molecule: messenger RNA, 1288 nt
Organism: Spinacia oleracea (spinach)
Lineage: Eukaryota; Viridiplantae; Streptophyta; Magnoliopsida; Caryophyllales; Amaranthaceae
Product: 1-acylglycerol-3-phosphate O-acyltransferase
Exons: 4
Coding region: 88-1038 (316 amino acids)
Source: RefSeq, a predicted model, not a curated record